ACGGAGGGCGCGGGCGGGAGGGCCGCGGCGCUGUCCGCCCUCCCGGGGACAGCCGGGCCGGGCCGGGGGGCAGGGGAGGCCGCUGACCCGGGGUGGGCUUAUGGGUGGCCCCGCGCUCACCUCUCCGCUCCGGAGCUCGGGGCGGGCCCCGUCUUUGGACUCCCCCAGAGCCGCUCUGCAAAUGACCGUGUGGCUUCCGUGGCGUGGACAGCGAGGGCUGCGCGCCCCGGGAUCUCGCCCCCCGGCCCAUCACUCCCCGGGCAGCCCGGGCAGUAACCAACUCGAUGCAUUGGAUUUGGGGUUCGUGAAAGCUGCGCUUACCUGACAAAAGGGCAGUGGUUCGCCCCCGAAAGGAAGUGCUGCUUUCCGCAGUGAACUUUGCCACCCUGCGAGGAUUUGCCUCUGCGGGAGCCAUGGCUUGCGUUGCCGGACUCUGGGGUCCCUGCACCCAUGUCAGCAGAGCCCUCGGCCUGCGAGGUUUCAGCACCACGGGUAGCCUCGGCGCCAUUCAGAAGAUGACCCGGGUCCGCGUGGUGGACAACAGCGCCCUGGGCAACACCCCCUACCACCGCCCGCCGCGCUGCAUCCACGUGUACAACAAGAGCGGCGUGGGCAAGGUGGGCGACCGCAUCCUGCUGGCCAUCAAGGGCCAGAAGAAGAAGGCGCUCAUUGUGGGGCACCGCAUGCCCGGCCCCCGCAUGACCCCCAGGUUCGACUCCAACAACGUGGUCCUCAUUGAGGACAACGGGAACCCUGUGGGGACCCGCAUUAAGACGCCCAUCCCCACCAUCCUCCGCCGCCGGGAGGGCGAGUUCUCCAAGGUGCUCGCCAUUGCACAGAACUUGGUGUGAGCAGCUGCGGACCGCAUCCUGGGAAAAAAAUAAACAUUUUCACCCACUCUGGGUUUUUAAAA
Molecule: messenger RNA, 913 nt
Organism: Sorex araneus (European shrew)
Lineage: Eukaryota; Metazoa; Chordata; Mammalia; Eulipotyphla; Soricidae
Gene: MRPL14
Product: mitochondrial ribosomal protein L14
Exons: 3
Coding region: 414-851 (145 amino acids)
Biological process (GO): translation
Cellular component (GO): mitochondrion; ribosome
Molecular function (GO): structural constituent of ribosome
Source: RefSeq, a predicted model, not a curated record